Molecule: messenger RNA, 4890 nt
Organism: Drosophila gunungcola (fruit fly)
Lineage: Eukaryota; Metazoa; Arthropoda; Insecta; Diptera; Drosophilidae
Gene: rho-5
Product: inactive rhomboid protein 1
Exons: 7
Coding region: 350-4663 (1437 amino acids)
Biological process (GO): regulation of protein secretion; regulation of epidermal growth factor receptor signaling pathway
Cellular component (GO): endoplasmic reticulum membrane
Molecular function (GO): serine-type endopeptidase activity
Source: RefSeq, a predicted model, not a curated record
UUAUUCCAAGUGGCUUGCACUUUUUCGACGAGUGUGCUGUGUACAUAUGCAUUAGUGGUUAUAAAAUUGUUAGAAAAAAAUGGAUAAAUCAAUCCGAGAAUUUAGUAACUUAAGUAAUAAACAAUUUCAAUAAAAAACACAAAGGACAGAAAGCUAAAAUCAUAAACUUAAACACAAUGUACUUUUGUACUUUUUGUUAUGGAGGUGAAUGUGGAAAAUCGAUAAACCAAGAUUCGGUCUGUAAACAGGCUUAAACAAAAAUAAAGAUGAAGUGAAAAAACAGUGUAUUGUAUUUAUACAAUUAAAUCCAUCGAACCUGCCAAAAUCGGAAAAUAUAAAUUCUUCGAUUAUGAGCUCGAAUGGAAGUGACCUGGGACACAAUAAUAGGCGGAAUGAAAAGGGUAACCCCGACAACGUGCACGCCGCGAUGCGUGGGAACGGCAGCAUGAGCUCUACCCGCAGGAAGUCCAUUAACUUCCAGAAUCAGCUGCAAUUGGCGUUGGAGUCGAACGAGUGCGAUGUGAUGUACUGCAGCCUGUCUUCAGGUCGCUUUCGCGCUCCAAACGGCGAGAAUUUUCCUCCACAUGCGGGUAAACUGAAGCUCUCGCCGCUAGAGAAAUACGAUGAUGCGAAUAGGGGCGUGCCGCCGCCUUCGCCGGCACCAAAUAGCGAUUGCUUUGCCACCUGUGUGGCCAAUCAGCUGCCCACUCAGUCGUGCAGUGUUGGGUCCGUCAAGCCGGAUAAUUCCACUGUGCUGCAGAAACAUGGAAUGGGUGCGAGUGGAAUGAGUGUAAACGGAAUAGGAGGCAACGGCAUGGUUGGCAACGGAAUGAGUGGAAACGGGAACUACCAUCAGCGUGGCGUAUCACCGAACUCCAGAUACCGCUUGGAGCGGUAUCGCGAGACGCAGCCCACUCCCCAGACAAAGAUGAUGGAGAUACCCUCUGCAGUGCCGUCGGUAUCCUCCACCCGUCUCCUACUGCCUUCCAAUGUACCCUUGCCACUCUCGCAGUGCGAGAACUACAAUGCCUAUCUGGGCUCCACGGUGCACACGCCGGUCAAGAGGUACGUGCCCACCCCGCCUCCAGCCAUGGAUCUCUACUCGGACCUGAGCAUCUCAUCCUCGCCGGCGGCCAAUCUGCCCACUCCCGCCGCCGCCGCUUCCACAUCCACAUCCGCAUCCGCGGUUCAGUCGCAGUACGCCAACAUGCCGUACAACUACCAACGCUCCAAGUGCUGCCACAGUGAAGCCUCGCACGGCAGUCUUAGCCGCACUUCGCAGACGUAUGCCAGCUGCUCGCCGGCGUGCACAUCGCCCUCGCCGGCUCCUUCCACUAGCAUGUCUAUGGUCUUCUCAGCGGCCAGCUCCUGUUCGCCGAUCAUGACGGCCACCAGCUCCUCGAGAUCGGGACCGCACAGGGGCGACGACAGCGAUUCCGUGAUUGUGGUGGCUCCCGGAGGCGGCUCCAUAGCCCAGCUAGAGGUGGACAAUCCCUCGGGCACCUGCCUGCACUGCAACACAGUGCGACGCACCACGGGAGUUCAUCAGACCACGCAGACCACGGGUCCCAUCAGCCCGGUGCCCAUAUCCCUGCCCGUGCCCAUGGCAAUGCCGGUGAUCUCGGGCCUGAACGAUCCCCAGCUGCCUAGCCAGAAUCUGGAGUCCAGCAUGGUGUCCGUGCAGGCGAAGCGCAUCGAGGCCAGUGGCAGCAUGGGUGUGGUGCCUCCGGGAUCGAGCCAGCACCAGAUGUACCGCGGCCAGAUGGCCAGCAAUCCGCGCCUGCAGCACAUCCACCACCAGACGCAGCAGCACCAGUCGCUGCAGGUGCUCCCACAGCCGCAGAUGCACCACCUGUCCUGCAAGAAGCGGAUCGGCAUCUACAUGCGGCGCACCACCUCGCAGUUCUUCGGCGUGGAGCCGAGCACGGAGGUGGCGGACUGCGCCCUGUGGCAGGGACGACAUCGUCGCCUGGCCAUCCGCUGCUUCGGGAUGUUCGACACCGAGCUGGAGUACCACAUGCAGCAGGCCAUCGGCGGCGGUGGCGAGGACGUGGUUCAGGGGAGCGGACCCGGCAGCGCCUAUGCCCCGGAUCGUCCGGACAUCCUGCCCGUUCAGGAUGCCAUCGGCAUGGACAUGACCCUGUCCGGCGACAACAGGCGGCAGAAGUGCUACACCAACCGCGACUUCCUGGCCGGGGAGUUCGUGGAGCGCAAGGCAUCGGUGGGCUACAUGUUCGUGGCCAUGGUCAGCUAUUUGGUGCACAUGUUCAACAAGAGACGCCCCAUCCAGAUGCACCGGGUGCGGUGUCCUUGGCAGUGGUCCCGCAGCUUUGCCCCCCUGCACGUCACCUCGCACAACAAUCAGCAGGCGGAUGCGGACUGCCUGACGGACGGGCUGGAGGCCAUCAUCGACGACGAGGUGUUCUUCGACAGUCCCUGCGAGAUAACGACCACGUCGUUGAACGACGAGGGCUCCGAGCUUGGCAGGCAGCCAGCCAAGCCUCGUCCCUGUCCGGAUCCCUCGGGCGUGGGCGUGGGCGUCAGUGUCUACAUGGCGGAGCGGCAGCAGAAUGGGUGGCGAACCUCAGCCCUGAACAGCGGAGGCGGUAAUGCCAGCAGUGAUAUCAACCUGACCGGCGAUCAGUCCUCGCAUCCGGCUGCGGCUGCCCACAUACCCCUCUGCAGCUCGGUCUCCAGCCAAAUGCAGCCAAAUGCGAUGCGCAGCUCCCACUCGACCACCUCCACAUGUAACCGGGGCAACCGGAUCACCGCCCAGCUGCUCGAUGGCGUCCUCGAGAACUCCAGGCGGCCGCCGCUGCGCUGCAUCAAGUACUUCUCGGUGAACGAUCUGGACGAUCGCACCGACCACAGGCCCUUCUUCACCUACUGGAUCAACACGGUGCAGGUGGUGGUGCUCAUCCUGUCGAUCAUCUGCUACGGCAUCGCGCCCAUCGGCAUCGGGUCGGAGCAGAAGACGGGCCAGGUGCUGGUCACCAGUCUCAGCCUGCAGACGGUGCAGCAUGUCGAGCAGAGGAACCUCUGGAUCGGUCCCCGCAACAUCGACCUGGUGCACAUGGGGGCCAAGUUCGCCGCCUGCAUGCGACGGGACAUCAAGAUCACCGAGGUGGUCACCAAGACGAGGCGACACGAGAGGGAAACGGCCUGCUGCAUCCGCAACGACGACUCCGGAUGCGUCCAGAGCUCCCAGGCGGAGUGCUCCAUCCGAGGACUCUACCCUACGAAAUCGAUAUCAACGUGGAAGAAAUGGUCUCCCAGUGAGUCCGGACCGGGAGGAAGAAUCUCCGGGUCCGUGUGCGGACUGGAUCCCAAGUUUUGCGAUGCCCCAGCAUCGAUAGCUCCGUACGAGUGGCCCGACGACAUCACGAAGUGGCCGAUCUGCCGUAAGACCAACUCGUUUACCCAACGAUAUCGGUACAAGGACCACACUUCGGAGCACAUGGUAUGCGAGGUGAUUGGACAUCCGUGCUGCACUGGCUUAUACGGGGAGUGCCGGAUAACGACCCGCGAGUACUGUGACUUCAUAAAGGGAUACUUUCACGAGGAAGCCUCAUUGUGCUCACAGAUAUCGUGCCUGAACAAUGUGUGCGGAAUGUUUCCGUUCAUUUCCGUGGAGACUCCGGAUCAGCUAUACAGACUGCUCACAUCGCUCUGCAUGCACGCCGGCAUUUUGCAUCUGGCCAUUACCCUUAUAUUCCAGCACUUGUUCUUGGCCGACUUGGAGAGGUUGAUUGGAACCGUUCGUACUGCGAUUGUGUACAUUAUGUCGGGCUUUGCUGGAAAUCUAACGAGCGCCAUACUUGUGCCCCAUCGUCCUGAGGUUGGACCCUCGGCAUCGCUUAGUGGCGUGGUGGCCUCGCUGAUUGCCCUGCUGGUUUGGAUGCACUGGAAGUAUCUGCACAAGCCGCACAUUGCACUAUUCAAAUUGUUGCUCCUGUGCAGCGUGCUGGUGGGAAUCGGAACACUGCCUUAUCAACUAAACUUCCUGGGAUUGCUGGCUGGAGUGAUUUGUGGCUGUCUUUUAACCAUGUCUUUAGUGCCAUUUACCACAUUCUCGAAAUACGGUCGAAAGAAGAAGAUAAAUCUCAUUUGGACGUGUGUACUGUUUCACAUCAUCGUGUACACUGCAUUGAUUGUGACAUUUUACAUUCACCCCAGUGAAUUCCAUUCGAUUAGCUUUGUAGAUAUGUUUAGUAAUAACAACGGAUACGGGUACGACAAUUUCACCAAUUCCGACCAUCAUGGCGUUGAUGUUGUGAGCAGCAAUACUCGAUACUCCCAGACGCAGAACUCCCAAUAUUAUUAUCAUCAUCACUCGGAUGACAUCAUAAGGAAGAGCGUUACCUUUACAGAGAAAGCUCUCGUUUCGCACAUUUUAUAUCCCGCUGCGCCGCGGAAAACGAGCGCUCAACAAUGGCAGGAAGUAGAGUUUAGUCGUUCGUUUAAUCACCUUUCAAACUAUAGUGAUCGAAUUAAAAAAAGUAUUGGAAAUAUAUCAAAGCUUAAGCAAGUGUUCACUUCACCCAUUAGAUUCUCCAACAAGAACAACCACUCUAAUCUUAUGACUGAAUUAACAUCGGUGCACUCCGAAAACAAACAGAAAUAUUUAGGUUACAUCAAUAAUACUGAAUUUAACGUCCUUUAAUAUUUUACAUAUUAAUUGAAUUAAUUCAUGACAAACAAUUUGACAAGUUUGAGUGCACAAAUAGAUAACAAUUAUAUGAAUAACGCAUUAAAUGUCUAUUUAUGUAUGUAUAAUCCGAACUUCAAAUGAAUAAAUAAUAAUUAGUAUUACAAUUCUGUGGUGCUGUUUUGAUUUAUAUUUCUAAGGCAAACGGGAUAAAAAAAACUGUGGUGCUGCUUUGAUUUAUA